UCGAUGCUGUGUCUGCUGCCCUUAUACUACUAUAUUCUCAAACCUUUCAGACUCAAUAAAUUUUAAGCUUACAAUCUCACAGUUAACGAAAUGGACAACACAAGUAGUGAACGAAUCCGCCGCCGUCUCAUCUUCUUCCCUCUGCCGCUGCAAGGCCACAUCAGCCCUAUGCUCCACCUCGCAAACAUCCUUCACUCCAAAGGCUUUUCCAUAACCAUUCUCCACCUCAAACUCAACCCCCCAAACCCCGCAAACCACCCUCACUUCACUUUCCGCCUCAUUGUCGACGACGACUUCUCCAAAGAGUCUUUCAACGCCGAUCUAGUUUCAUUUCUUGCGCUUCUCAACGACAAGUGCGUCGAGCCUCUGAAGCAGGCAUUAUUGGCGGAGGGCGAUGCGGUGGCCUGCUUGAUCUCGGAUGCUAUCUUUCAUUUCACGACGGGGGUUUGUGAGAGUCUGCGGCUUCCGAGGAUUGUUUUGAGGACUGGCGGCGUGUGUUCCUUUCUGGCUUUUGCUGCUUUUCCUCUUCUGCUGGAGAAAAGCUAUCUCCCUCUUCGAGAUGACAGGCUGGAGGAGGCAGUUAUAGAGCUUCCUCCACUGAGAAUCAAAGAUUUGCCAGUGAUCAACACGCCUCAUCAAGACAUGCUUUACGAGCUAGUUCAAGAAAUGGUGCAUCAAACCAAAGCCUCCUCAGGCCUAAUCUGGAACUCUUUUCAAGAGCUCGAAGAAACAUCGAUUGCAAAACUGCAUCAAGAUUUCCAAAUCCCAAUCUUCCCAAUAGGUCCAUUUCACAAGCACAAUGUCAAUAGCAAUAGCAAUAGCAAUAGCAAUGCACCUUCUUCACAAAACCAUAGCUCCAUUUCCUGGCUAGACAAACAAGUCCCCAAAUCUGUAAUCUACGUCAGCUUUGGCAGCAUUGCAACGAUAGAAGAACCUGAGUUUCUCGAGGUAGCCUGGGGCCUCGCCAGCAGCAAGCACCCUUUCCUGUGGGUCAUACGGCCCGGCCUAGUACGCGGCGCUGAAUGGCUGGAGAUGUUGCCGGGAGGCUUCCUCGACGGGUUGAACGGGAGAGGGCAUAUAGUGAAAUGGGCCCCUCAGCUGGAAGUGCUAGCCCAUCCGUCAGUAGGAGUGUUCUGGACGCACUGUGGAUGGAACUCGACUCUGGAGAGUAUCUGCGAAGGGAUGCCGAUGAUAUGCACGCCUUGUUUCACCGAUCAGCGGGUGAAUGCAAGGUAUGUGAGCCAUGUUUGGAAGGUUGGGGAGCAAAUAGAGAAGGAGCUAAACAGGGAGAGGAUUGAGAGGGCUGUGAGGAGGUUGAUGGAGGAGAGAGAAGGGGAGGAGGUUAGAGAGAGGGCAUUGUUUUACAAAGAAGUAGCUAAUGUUUGUGUUAGGCCAGGUGGAUCUUCUUAUGAUUCACUGUCUAAAUUAGUCAAAUAUUUAUCUUUCUCUUAGUCUAGCAGGUUUUAAAAUUUUAUGUAUGUUGAAACUGAUGGAGGUAGCUGGAAGUUGUUGCUGGAGAAACAGUCGGAGGUGGUUAGUUAGUUAGUUGGCUAAUGAGAAGUGAUCACUCUGUUCUUUACUCUGUUUUAGUAUAAAUAAGUGCAGCUAUCUUUGUAUAAGACUAUAAUAAGUCUUAUCUUUUCUCUAAACAUUUUAUA
Messenger RNA from Salvia hispanica, 1658 nucleotides. RefSeq names its product UDP-glycosyltransferase 76F1-like. Gene Ontology annotation, molecular function: quercetin 7-O-glucosyltransferase activity; quercetin 3-O-glucosyltransferase activity. NCBI's taxonomy places the organism in Eukaryota, Viridiplantae, Streptophyta, Magnoliopsida, Lamiales, Lamiaceae. The record is from RefSeq and is a predicted model, not a curated record.